Messenger RNA from Recurvomyces mirabilis, 1074 nucleotides. RefSeq lists its product as uncharacterized. Gene Ontology annotation, molecular function: protein kinase activator activity. The transcript has 3 exons. Gene Ontology annotation, biological process: cell division; signal transduction; positive regulation of protein phosphorylation. The record is from RefSeq and is a predicted model, not a curated record. Bases 1 to 1074 code for a protein of 357 amino acids. Gene Ontology annotation, cellular component: cytoplasm; nucleus. NCBI's taxonomy places the organism in Eukaryota, Fungi, Ascomycota, Dothideomycetes, Mycosphaerellales, Teratosphaeriaceae.
AUGUUUCCACUCGGAUGGGAUCCACGCCUCAGACCGGAAGACAUCACGGAGCAGGAACUGACCUUACUUUCUUUCGGAAUGAGCGCCAAAAGCCAUGCUGACAUUAUGCGUGCUCGUAGACGGGCGUUCGCUCAGCGUCCCAACGGCAACGGCCAACCUCGCAACCCAGGCCAGCCUCCAAGCCGCACGAAUACUGCGUCACCAACUGCGUACAGCCCCUCAGCUCUUGCGCCACCUUCGAUCCCGGCAGCUCCUGCUUCUCCGUCGCUCACCCACAGCAUGGCCACGAACGAUCAAGCUAUGCAGAGGAAUGCCAACACGAACCGUAUCCCGCUAUUCUUCCGCGAAGAGCACUCAGGCUUCAUCGUCAAGGGAAAUUUCAUGACUCUUGCCGCCAAGCCGCACCUGAUCGAAGAGGGCGAGUGGAUGGCUCAUCAGAUCGUCGAGCAGAACCGCCUGUUGAGUGGCAUGGUCAAAACCGUUCAGAGCGAGGACCGUAGCACGGGUCGCCCUGUAUGUAACGAGACCGCCUGCCCAACAAUGGCCGCCGGCACCACUACCUACACCUGGAUCGACGUCAACCGCAACCCCAUCAACCUCCCGGCCGUCACCUACAUCAAACACAUUCAAACCUGGGUGACCGGCAAAAUCCAAGACCAGUCUCUCUUCCCCACCGACAGCUUCGCCAGCGCCCCACCACUCCCCAACGCGGCCCAACUCGCUUCAGACCCGGCUUCCUACCUUGGCAAGACCUCCGGCUUCCCGCAACGCUACGAGAUUGAAAUCAAGAACAUGUACAAGCAGAUGUUCCGCUGCUACGCCCACCUCUACUGGCAGCACUGGCUCUUCUUCUGGGAUACCAGCAGCCAUCGUGAUCUGAACACGUGCUUUGUUCACUUCGUCAACGUGGGCAGGAUCUAUGGGCUGUUCAACGACAAGGAUACCGAGCCCAUGCAGCCACUCAUCGAUAUUUGGGUGAAGCAGGGUGUUCUUCCUAAGCUUGAGAAGGCUGCUGAGGCUGGUACGCCUACGACUACUGCUGGGAGUGGUGGUGGUGCUAUGCCUACCGCUUGA